Messenger RNA from Trypanosoma theileri, 2952 nucleotides. RefSeq lists its product as uncharacterized. Lineage: Eukaryota; Euglenozoa; Kinetoplastea; Trypanosomatida; Trypanosomatidae. The record is from RefSeq and is a predicted model, not a curated record. The coding region runs from base 1 to 2952 and encodes 983 amino acids. The transcript has a single exon.
AUGCUGCCCAACCGGAGCAAUACGAACAACAGUAUAGAUAGCAAUGAGGAUAAGAAGGAGGAAUUUAAAAAAGAUCCCAUGGAGAGGAGUAAACUCCACUCCUCCGUGGACCUUCACCCUGUUGCCCCACAGGCACCAAUAUCAUUAAUAUCAUCAUCAACCAUCACAGCAACUGCAGUAACAUCAUCUUCCUCAUCUUCGUCAGCAAUAAUAAUAAUAGGACCACGACCAGCAAUUACUCCACUGCAAUUACCAUCCACAGAGGCUCCUAGUUCACUGCAUUCAUUUACUGAAGUUGGGGCCCUACAAGGGUGUUCUGAUUCAGGACUAGGACGUAGUGUAGAUAGUAGAGGUAAUGGAAUACUUCCAUUAGAUAAUACAAUGCGUUUCUCUAGAGAUUCACAGAUUGGAAUGAAUUUAUCCGCUCGACUAACUUCUCCACGUUUUUCUCAGACAGGUGUGGGAACUGUAGUAAUAUCAAAAACAACAACAGCUCCAUCACCAAGUGAAACAGUCUUGCGUCAAAAAUGGAAUUCCGUGGCAAAGGAGUGUCAACGUCAUCAACAAACUUCACCAAUGAAGAUUAAGUCUCCAACAAAGAUAAAUGAAGAAGAUGUGAUGGCAGCUAAUUCGAGUUAUUUAGGAGUUCCUAGUAUUCAAAGAGGGAGUUUCGCAACUUAUAUAUUCACUCGAAAUGAGGAGAAUAACCUGAGGUGUUCACCACCACUGGAGUCUAUUCUAUACUCUUCUAAAGGUGAGGAAGAGGAGACUGUUACCUCAGCUUCUAAAAAUGUUCCUACAGAAACUGUUGAUGCUACUGUUAAUAUUAUGAAGAAGGAAGAAACUAAUAAUAAUAAUAAUAAUAAUAAUAAUAAUAAUAAUAAUAAUAAUAGUGUAUGUGAACAAAGUGCACAAGUAGCUACAAGACAGGAAGCAGAACAAUUGGAUGUGCAACUUUUCAAUAGAUCCCUUAAUAGUACUUCACGACACUCUCAUCAAAUAUCAGAUGGUGUGGUUCAAGGCUGUACUUCUCAACGAGGAAGUGUUUGCGCAAGUCUAAGGUGUAGUACUGGACAACGAGCUAGUGGUUGGGAUUUUAAUAAUAAUAAUAAUAAUAAUAAAAUUGAAAAUGAUUCAAUUAUAAAUUUACAAGAUAACUAUCAGGUGCAGGGUACUCUUAUAAAUGAUCAAGAGAGCAGUUGUAGAGAUUCCUCAAUGCCUACCGUUAGGUAUGAAUUUAUAAAAAUACGAAAAAAUGGUAAAGAUUAUCAGAAUGAUCCUAGAGAUGAAUUAGAUGAUUUUGAUGAGGAUAUUUCUUGUUCUCAUUGCUGUUGUUGUUGUUAUUAUUAUUGUUGUUGUUUUUGUUUUUCUUCCACUUCUCGUGAGGAUAUGGUUUCCCAUCAACGGAUCCUUUCUGAAAGUGAGGACUCUUUAACUGAACGAGAACCAGGUAUAAUAAUUCAUCAAGGACAAAAACCUUUUAGACGAUAUUACGUUUGUUGUUUUAAAUGCCGUUUAUUUCGAAGAAUAAUUUCUCUCAUUUAUUUUAUGAAUGUCUUUUCAGGAAAUGAGAUUUCAUUCGUUUCCAAAAUAUUCUGUGGAGUUAAUUAUAUUGCCUGUAUGUUAAUGAUCAUAGCUGUAUCCCUUAUUCUAGGAACACUUCUACAUAUUCCACAUGAAACGAUGAUAAAGGAUGGAUCUGUAUGUAAUGGGACCCGAUUACAAGAUGUAAUGACUCCUGAUAUUUCUCUUAGUUUAUUCUGUUUUCUUUUUAAUGGUUUAAUGGUGGUUUGUUUUGUGGUUCGUACAGUUCGUUAUGAGAAUGCUCGGCUUUUAUGGUGUCAUUUUAUUACAGUACUUCUUCAAAUGAGUCGUGUAAUGUAUUUUACACUUACCACAGAUGCGGAUUAUCUUUCUAAUGUGAUGACCGUAACGGUAUGUGUAUUACUUCUCAUACAUGCGGGUUUAUUAUUAUUAUCAUGUGGAUUAUAUAUAUGUGUGAUUCGUAGUUUUGGUUGGCGUACCUUUAUGAAGGGCAUUACACGUACACAAUCUUUACAACAACGACAACGUUGGAUGUCUAUUCAAUCCUGUGUAGAAUUGGAUAUACUCUGUACAGUGAAUGCCGUUCUUGCCGUGGGAUACACCGUCGAUCAUAAGGUGGAACAUAUAUUAAAUACAGUUAUUGUAAUUAUCUCUAUUCUAGCGGCAUUUAUAUUUACAACGAUGUUACGUCGACGGGCGUAUUGGUUUUUUCUCAUCUUUACACUUGUGAUUUCAUCAUCUGCGGCAUUUUAUUCUUUUGUGGUGACUGGAGCUGUGCAGCGAUACUUUGUGCAUAGUCCAAAUAAGGAAUUUACAGCAAGUCACUGUUAUGCACCGGCACUGCAAAAGUGUUUAUGGGAGAAGAAUAUGCGAAUAAUACCAGCGGCGAGUGAAAUGGGCCGUACAUGUUAUUAUCCUGUGAAUAAUAAUAAUAAUAAUAAUAAUAAUAAUGAUAAUAAUAAUAGGAAUAUAUUGAUUCCUUCACAUACUAUGAUGAAAAAGAAGGAGAAUGAGGAUUGUGUGGAGUCUCUAUUUAAGGAGAGACAUGACUGUUGUGUUUUGUACGGCCAUUGUCGAUUGAAGGAGGCGGUGCGGCGGUAUAGUACCAUUCAUUUGGCCGUAUUAACAGUAAUCAUGACAGUAGUGAGGAUUGUACUCUUGCGAUUGGGCUAUCAAUAUCUCAACAGGCAAACAGAUACUACUAAUACUACUACUACUACUAAUAGUAAUAAUAGUAAUAAUAGUAGUAGUAAUAAUAAUAGUAAGAAUAACAGGAAUAAUGACUGUACGGAUGUGUUGGGGAAAGUGAACUACACAGAUAUGAGUAAAGAGCCAUUAUUGGGGGGAAACUACAAGAGACAUGAGCCGCAUGUAAACAAACAAACAAACAACAAUAACAGUAAGUAA